GCCUCUCCCAACUUGCUUGGAAAAAACACAGGGUUGACGGCAGAGAGGGGCGAGCCGCCAUCUCUAUCUUUCUCUUUCUCUUUAUAUUUCUGUGCCUCUCUCUCGUUAAACAGACCCAGAAAGCCAUUUACCAUUUCAGGUGCUACUGUAUCUGCAGAUGUUACGAGCAAAACAUCUCGGUAACCUUUCCAAUAGUGCUAGGUCCUUUUUUCUUAAUGGGUCACGAUGCAGUGCAGCAGAUGGAAAUUCAUGUACUUGCCCUGAAGAUGAAACUUGUGUUUCAAGAAGGCAGAGCAGAAGAAAUGAAGUUUUACUUGCACAAAAGCCAUCCACCUUAGUAUCCACAUCUUCAGGCAGAGUAGGAACCUUAGUAUCCACAUCUUCAGGCAGAGUAGGAACCUUAGUUUCAGAGGAGUCAGUUAAAGUACUAGGUUCUCAGAAGGCUAAGAAUGUUGAUCACCCAAGUCCUCUGAAACAAGUUGUUUCUGCCCCCAGUUCUUUGAGGAGAUCCGAUUGUGUAAGUUAUGCUACUGGCAUUGAUGCUGCUCAAGAGGAUGUGGUGAAGUCAUCACCCCUUAUUGCUGACCAGUUUGUUAAGGCUGGCAUUGCAACCGUAAAUUUCUUGUCUGAUUUAGUAAAUUAUAAGCUUCCUCUAUCAGGUGGAGAUGGACUACUAAACUCACCUGGGAGCUGUAUGGUCGAUCCCACUAGGCCUCUCUCCAGCAUCAAAUCAUCAAAUGUGAGACACAUCAAAAGAGAGAACUUUUCCAGUGUUCAUCCAAGAUCAUCUCCACAGAUAGCAGCUGGGUCAAAUCAUUCAACAAAUGUUCAUGCAACAAAGGGUAAAGGUGAUAAAUCGAAUUUUGUUAAAAGUCUCAAGCAUGUUCCAUAUGCUGGAACAGGGAAUUCGGUGGGAACUCACGGUAUAUCUUCAGAUGCUCAUGAGAAGAAGACUGUACCACAGAGACCUAGAGCUCAUUCAAACCGUUUCACAUCAAAUUAUAAUUUCAACGUGCAGACUUCAGAUGCAGAGUUUGUGGGUUCUAAUAGUAGAGGUUUCAACAGACACAGUAGAGGUUUUAACAAACCGCCCAGCGAUAUGGCAGUGGCAACAGGAAUUGCUCCAAUUAAGAGGCAGGUUGCAAAUCCUGGGCAUGCUGUGGGAAGUGUUUAUCAAAUAUUGCAACAACUGAAGUGGGGCCCUGCAGCUGAAAAGGCUCUUGGAGAUCUCAGAUGUCCAAUGGAUGCGUUUCAGGCAAACCAGAUUCUCAAGCAACUUCAAGACCACUCAGUUGCCCUUGGCUUUUUCUAUUGGUUGAAACAGCAACCUGGGUUCAAGCAUGAUGGGCACACUUAUACCACCAUGGUUGGCAUCCUUGGACGAGCCAGGCAGUUUGGCGCAAUAAACAAAUUGCUUGAUCAGAUGGUGAAGGAUGGCUGCCAGCCUAAUGUUGUGACAUAUAACCGUUUGAUUCACAGUUACGGCCGUGCAAACUACUUGAAGGAAGCACUCAAGGUUUUCAAUCAAAUGCAGGAGGCAGGAUGUGAACCUGACCGUGUCACUUACUGCACACUCAUUGACAUCCAUGCCAAAUCCGGCUUUCUUGAUGUUGCCAUGUGUAUGUAUGAAAGAAUGCAAGAGGCUGGUCUUUCCCCCGACACAUUUACCUACAGUGUUAUAAUCAACUGCCUUGGGAAAGCUGGGAAUUUGACUGCAGCCCAAACGCUAUUCUGCGAGAUGAGAGGUCAGGGUUGUGUUCCUAAUUUAGUCACCUAUAAUAUCAUGAUUGCUUUGCAAGCCAAAGCAAGGAACUAUGAGACUGCCUUGAAGCUUUAUCGUGAUAUGCAGAAUGCAGGAUUUGAACCUGAUAAAGUGAGUUAUAGCAUAGUGAUGGAGGUGCUUGGCCAUUGUGGGUACCUUGAGGAAGCAGAAGCAGUUUUUGUAGAAAUGAAACGGAAAAACUGGGUCCCAGAUGAACCUGUUUAUGGUCUUUUAGUAGACUUGUGGGGAAAGGCUGGUAAUGUGGAGAAGGCCUGGGAGUGGUAUCAAGCAAUGCUCUAUGCAGGUUUGCGGCCUAAUGUGCCCACUUGCAAUUCCCUGCUCAGCGCUUUCCUCAGGGUUCACCGACUGUCGGAUGCGUAUAAUUUGCUACAGAGCAUGGUGGGUUUGGGUUUAAACCCUUCUUUGCAAACUUAUACCUUGCUCCUCAGUUGUACUACAGAAGCACAGUCACCAUAUGACAUGGGUUUUUGUUGCGAGCUCAUGACCAUCACAGGCCACCCUGCACAUUCAUUUCUACUGUCCAUGCCAGCAGCAGGACCUGAUGGUCAAAAUGUGCGGGAUCACAUGAGCAAGUUCUUGGACCUGAUGCAUUCUGAGGAUAGGGAGAGCAAGAGGGGACUGGUAGAUGCAGUGGUAGAUUUUCUUCACAAGUCAGGGCUCAAGGAGGAGGCAGGCUCAGUUUGGGAAGUGGCUGCACAAAAGAAUGUGUACCCAGAUGCCGUCAAAGAGAAGAGCUCCUGCUAUUGGCUUAUUAACCUGCAUGUUAUGUCGGAUGGUACUGCUGUGAUAGCACUGUCAAGGACGCUUGCUUGGUUUCGCCAGCAAAUGCUAAUGUCAGGGAUAGGUCCUAGCCGGAUUGAUAUUGUAACUGGAUGGGGUCGCCGGAGCAGAGUGACAGGAUCUUCUAUGGUGAGGCAGGCUGUUCAGGAACUGCUGAACAUAUUUAGCUUCCCAUUUUUCACUGAAAAUGGCAAUUCCGGGUGUUUUGUGGGAUGCGGAGAGCCUCUUAAUAGAUGGCUGCACCAGUCUUAUGUGGAGCGGAUGCAUCUACUAUAGUUGUAGGUUGGAACUUUGAUGACAAUGGUGAUCUGCCUGAAGCCUGACAACAAUCAUUAACGUAUCUACUGCUGGAAUAUGCAUGGUUGCCAGUGGGAAUGAAGAAAUUACACUGUUUGAUGCCAAGGAAGGUAAAAAACACAUGGAAGGAAGAUUAAUAUGGUGGAGGAUCUUGUCUUUAUUCACUAAUCUAUUUGCUUUGGCCUUUUGCUGCUUGGUUCCAUUGUUGUGUACGUUGUACGGUCGUUUUCUCCAGCAGAAAUCAGCUUUCAUUAAUUUUGGGUUAAAUAUUUUUUUAAGACCUU
Molecule: messenger RNA, 3144 nt
Organism: Corylus avellana
Lineage: Eukaryota; Viridiplantae; Streptophyta; Magnoliopsida; Fagales; Betulaceae
Product: pentatricopeptide repeat-containing protein At1g74750
Molecular function (GO): protein binding
Source: RefSeq, a predicted model, not a curated record